Paramisgurnus dabryanus is the source of this 6815-nucleotide messenger RNA. RefSeq names its product ADAM metallopeptidase with thrombospondin type 1 motif, 15a (gene adamts15a). NCBI's taxonomy places the organism in Eukaryota, Metazoa, Chordata, Actinopteri, Cypriniformes, Cobitidae. Gene Ontology annotation, molecular function: zinc ion binding; metalloendopeptidase activity. The record is from RefSeq and is a predicted model, not a curated record. Gene Ontology annotation, biological process: extracellular matrix organization; proteolysis.
GGAGCGAUACAGACUGAUGAUACGAGAAGUCACAGGGCUACAAGUAUUGCGGGCUUUAACCUCAACAAAAACGCGUACCCAAUGAGCGCACUCGAGCACCUCCCCAAAAUCUGAUUACAAGCUGUGGAUGUUUACACAUGACGUGCGCGCAUAAAGGCGACAGAUGAGGAGAGCCGCUUCAGUAUACAGGUAGAGCAAAGGGAUGGAUCACAGACCGGCGGAUUUCGCACUUUGUGGACGCGCAAAGGCAACCUUUUAGUGCACCGCAUCCUGGAAUAUUUUACGUGCGAAUCUAAUAAAUAAGUCUCAAAAGUGUUUGAAUAUCGCGCACAAUCAUGUUUUUGUUGCUAAGGUCAGUUCUUCUUGUUAAUGUGUUUUACGCUCAAUGGGAAGCUGUUGGUUCAAUGCAGAGUCAGUUUUGCGUACCCGUCAGACUGGAUCAUCAGAGAUUUGUCAAGAACAGUUUAUUCAGUGAAGAGAACACGUUGCCACAAAGAGUUGAAUUCAAAAUAAGCGCAUUUGAACAAGAUUUUGUACUCGAAUUGCAGUCGGACUCCAGCUUCAUUGCCCCAAGCUUCUCGUCACAGACAGACGCAACUUCACCGAAUUCAGCUGAGAGCGCAGAUCUGAGCCGGUGUUUUUACGCCGGUGAUGUGAAUUCAGAUCCACUGUCUUAUGCAGCGGUGAGUUUAUGCAAAGGCUUGCAGGGUGCAUUCGGCUAUGAUGGCUGGGAAUAUUUCAUUAAGCCGGUUUCCAACGACACCACCGAUUGGGACAACGUGGACGCGCAUCUUAUCAGACGCAGGUCUAACGCCAAUCUGAGUGGAAACUCCACGUCAAGAUGCGGCGUGGACAAUGGUGUGACUCACAGCAUUGUACAGUCCUUGGCAAAGUUGAAACACAAGGAAGAGCACGUUAAGAAUAUGAGCAUGUCAGUGCUGAAAAAUCGCUCAAAGAGAUUUGUCUCCAUUCCGCGUUAUGUCGAGACGUUAGUGGUAGCCGAUGAGUCUAUGGCAAAAUUCCACGGUGACGACCUGAAACAUUACGUGCUGACCCUAAUGUCGGUUGCAGCUAAGCUUUACAAACACCCCACCAUUCUCAACUCCAUCAACGUAGUGGUUGUCAAGUUUAUGGUGAUUAACGAUGAAGAGAAAGGACCCAAGGUUUCCGGGAACGCAGCGAUGACCCUGCGUAAUUUCUGCACCUGGCAAAAGAAGCUCAACAAGAACAACGACAAGCAUCCGGAGUACUGGGAUACGGCUAUCCUAUUCACAAAACAGGACCUGUGUGGAGCCUCAACGUGCGACACACUGGGUAUGGCAGAUGUAGGCACAAUGUGCGACCCCAAGAGAAGCUGCUCUGUGAUCGAAGACGAUGGGUUGCCAUCUGCCUUCACUACUGCCCAUGAGCUUGGACAUGUCUUCAAUAUGCCGCAUGACAAUGUUAAGGCAUGCGAGGAGGUAUUUGGCAAGCUGGAGGACAAUCACAUGAUGUCUCCCACUCUGAUCCGGAUUAAUCGCACCAGUCCUUGGUCACCAUGCAGUGCUGCCAUUAUCACAGAUUACUUGGACAGUGGACAUGGUGACUGUCUGCUGGACCAGCCUCAGAAACCUUUAGCUCUGCCAGAUGUGCUUCCUGGUGCAUCAUACGGUCUAGAGCGGCAGUGUGAGCUUGCGUUCGGAGACGGUUCGAAGCCGUGCCCCUUCAUGCAGGCACCAUGUCAGCGCUUGUGGUGUACCGGAAAGACCCGUGGCCAGCUGGUGUGCCAGACGAGGCACUUUCCAUGGGCUGACGGAACCAGCUGUGGAGAUGGAAAGCUUUGUAUGCGGGGCACAUGUAUAGAGAAACAAGAUAUACCCAAAACUAAGGUGGAUGGCAGAUGGGGUAAAUGGGGCCCAUUUGGAACCUGCUCCAGAACAUGUGGAGGUGGUGUACAGCUGUCAAAAAGACAGUGUGACAAUCCAGUGCCGGUUAAUGGGGGGAAAUACUGCCAGGGAGUGAGAGUCAAAUACCGUUCCUGCAACCUCACGCCAUGCAUUGACACAGACAAGAGCUAUCGUGAGAAGCAAUGUGAAGCUUAUAACGGCUUCAGUCUGAACACUAACCGGCUCACUCCAUCUGUGGUGUGGGUGCCAAAAUAUUCCGGUGUGUCCACUAAAGAUAUGUGCAAGCUGAUCUGCAGGGCAAAUGGAACAGGCUACUUCUACGUGCUCGCCCCAAAGGUUGUUGAUGGGACACCAUGUUCUCCUGACUCCUCAUCAGUAUGUGUGCAAGGCAAAUGCAUCAAAGCAGGCUGUGAUGGGAAACUGGGCUCCGACAAGAAGUUUGACAAGUGUGGUGUAUGUGGAGGAGAUAACAAGAGCUGCAAGAAGGUGUCAGGACUUUUUACUAAGCCAAUACAUGGUUACAACUUUGUGGUCAUGCUUCCCAUUGGAGCUGCCAACGUUGACAUAAGGCAGCGUGGCUAUAAAGGAAUUUUGAGUGACGACAAUUACCUUGCUGUGAAGAACAGCCAGGGCAAGUACCUGCUAAAUGGAAACUAUGUGGUUUCUGCCAUGGAGAAGGAUAUUCUGGUGAAAGGCAGUUUGCUUCGCUACAGUGGAACCGUUGGUUCCUCUGAGACUCUGCAGACAGUAAAGCCUCUGGGUGAGUCCCUGGUGGUUGAGGUGUUGUCUGUGGGCAAGAUGACACCUCCACGUAUCCGGUAUUCAUUUUACCUACCACGGGAGAGCAAGGAAAACAAAAUGCAAAAGAAGGAAGAAAGGGCACAUGCCGAAAACAGCGUUCUUAGGGAAGAGGGAGAUAAAGUUGGAAAAAAGGCAGACCUUCUCAAGGACAACAUCUCACCGCCUUACGCCAAAGAGAACCUCCCAACACCAGCUAAAUGGGUGGCAGGAGGGUGGGAUAUGUGCUCUGUUACAUGUGGCAACGGCCUCCAGAGGAGGUUGCUCCAAUGUCUCAAAGCAGAUGGUGGACCUGGCAUUGAUUGUGACAAUAAACAAAAGCCCAGUGUCAUCCGGGUAUGCGGAGACCCUUGUCCAAUGUGGGAAGUGGGCGAAUGGUCGCCCUGCUCCAAGACCUGCGGGAAGGGCUUUAAACGGCGCAUACUUCUUUGUGCUACAAAUACAGGACACCUGGUGCCCAGGGAGCAAUGUGCAGGCAAGAAGAAGCCACAGGAGCUGGACUUCUGUUCACUACCACCUUGUAAAUAAACCUUCUCCUUUUACUAUUUCCGUUUUGUCAAGAUUAAUUCAAUCUUUCCAACAGAGGAAAGAUUGAAAAAAGACUAUAGUUUACGUUUUCUAAUCUAUCACAAGCAAGUCAUGAGACCAACUGCCUUGAACACAAAUGCAAAUAGUAUUCUACCUCUAACUGUAAACCAAUGAAUUGAAUACUUGUAAAUUAUUUGGAUGAGACCAAAUUCAUAAUCAUGAAUGGCAUGAACUUUUCUAUGGCCAAAGAACUAAAACGUGCAUACCGUGAUGCUGCCUUUUUUUAGCUUAUGCAAAUGAGGCGUUCACACUGCGAUGACAACUAUAACUAUAUUAGCGUUCACACUUAACGGACAAUAGCGAUAACGUUAUGUUAAUUCUUAACUCACACGCUGCAGUGUUACAGUCACAAAAAUGGAUGUAGAUGACCUGCUGUUGCUUCACCGCGCUGGCAUGCAAAGCAUGUAUCUUCCAAACGUACUCAUAAUAUAUAAAAAUCACAUCUUACCAACUGUUACCGUCUUUAAUUUGGACUUUGAACCGCACUACAAUAGCCAAACAGUCGUGGGGCAGUCGUGGCCUAGUGGUUAGUAGGGUUAAUUUUAGCAAUUCCGAUGCCAAUUGCGCUUAGCCAAUUCGGUUCUUAUCGAAUCCUGGUUCCGAUUCCAAUAUUUUUGUGAGAGAAAAAAAGAGCAGAUACUUUCAAGAAUUUUUAUUUAUUCCUGCCACAUUUAGUCUGUAACUAAAUGUACAGACAAUAAAAUUCGUCUAAAAAUGACAUUUAAAAAAAAGUGCCAGAAUGAAUGGUACAAAUUGCAGAGCUCUCAAGUUUUAUCAGAAGUUUGGAGUGAGAUUAGGGCAGGGCCAUUAAGGUAUUUGCAGCAGUUGCCCCUCGGCCCACCCAAUUUGAUCAAGUUUGUGCUAUAGCAAUUCAAUUUUACUUCUUGUUCAUAACUGACAAGCACAAAUAGAAAUUCUAACAAUUGGUAAGUCUGAUAAAAGACAGAAAAAUUCAUUAAAAUAAAAUAUUUUUAUAUAGCCUAUUUAAAAACUACAAAUGUAUCCAAAUUAAAAUGAAUUGUGUGAGUAGCACGAGAGCGAUUUGAAAUCGGACUCCUCCGUAUGAUUUGUAAAAAGGUCUUGUGGUACUUUGAUGUCAUGUGUUUCUCGGUUCUUGCAGCAACAGCGUAAAGUUGAGCACAUCUAAAAACUCGAGACAGCUAUGAACUCCCGGUGGAGAACUUGCGUAUGCCUGCACCUCAUCAAUUAUUUGUAUAUAGAACAAAAAGUUAUUUCUUACUCCUCAGCGUGAGUGUGACGAAGUGUGACGUGUGAACUGGCGUCUUUGUCUAACAAGAGAGAAGUCCGUUUAUCCAGAAGUAUGCGGCUUUAAUUCGACACGGUACAUUCCUUCAGAUUAACGCUGUGUUGAAGCAAAUGUUUCAUCAUAUUAGAGGUACUGCCUCCCUUACACGAAAUAUCCUUACCACCAUUAUGUAUUGCACAUGGCAAUACCACAGUCUUUUUUCACAAAGUUUAACCAAACUUUUGAAUGUUUGCUGCGGUCAGUAGUGCCAAGUGUAUUGUUCAAUGAGAGAAGGUUUGUCGCAGGUCCUGGCAGAUGGAUACAACUGUAAAACGUUCACUGCUGUUUGCCGUGUGAGAAUUACUGAAAGAGUCAGGAAUCGAUAAACAGUAUAAAAAUGCGCCCGUUAUAUCGACCCCCCCCCCCAAAAUAGAACCAAGUUCUCGACACCCAACCCUAAUGGUUAGAGUCCUAAUGAUAGCCCUUCAACAAGGCACCCUUCACCCAGUUGCGCCCUGGGUGCUGCAGUGAUAGAUGCUUACUACUCCGGGUAUGAAUGUGUCACAACUGGGAUGGGUGAAAUGCAGAGGGUAAAUAUCAAGUAUGGAUCUCUUGAACAACAUUCAGAGAUUAUAUUUGGCAGUAUGUUUUAUCAUUCAUCAGCUGAAAAUGGUUCCAAAACGGGUCCAUACGAUAAUUGUUCCUUGUAUCUUUAUCAUUAUAGGUGUGUUGUGUGAACUCAACUUUUGUCUUUAAUUUAGAACGAUUUUUAAAACUAUAUUUUUUGUAGUUAAAGUUAUCAUUGUCGUCCAAUGUGUGAAUGGCCCAGUUUACACCUAUUAAGCCCUGGCUGGACAAAUGCAUUGCUUUUAACAGAAUCCUUUUUUUUUUUUACAAACAAGGGGUACUUUUGUGUACUUUUGUGUGUGAGCAAUUGAUGUUUGAAAUGACCUUUAAUGAAUGCUUGCAGUGGAGCAAAGCCCAAACACUGAUAUACUCCAUCUGGGUUAACAGAAACAUUCCACAGGGUAUAUAAUAAACUAGCUCAAGAAAUGCCCAUGUACUGCAUGAAACUGGCUGCGACUCUAUAAAGCACAGAACCCGGCGGAUAGAGUCCUGGGAAAGUUAUCCAGGGAGCUGUCUGCUAUAACCAGACAAAUCAUCCAAGGAUGAACCUGGACUAUUUGUAGAAAAUGUUAAUAUUUGUAAAAAUUGUUUACUUUAAUACAGUAGUUUAUCGUACGUUAUCAACUACAUCCAAGCAGCGCUAUCCUUUCACAUGCAUGAGAUUUUAGUGGAAGUACAAUCUACGGGGGCCUAAACCUAAGCAUUUUUGCAACUCACAAGCUCAAGUAGAGCGAAGAAGCAGGAUGCAUGUUUUACAUCGUGCAAAUAAAUGAAAUCAUUGGUGUAGCAUUACGAUUUGUAGCCUUCUUAGGCAGGCACAGCUAUUUUCCAUCAUGCCCUUUCAUGCAAUCCAACGAUUCAUCUUUACCACAUCAGUAAUUCAGAGGGGCCAUUAUGACAAAGUACAGAUCAUUGAAAUAUUUCAGUCUUAAGAGAUAUAUUAGCCCCUUAAAAUGAAACAGCAGAAAGACAGCUUUGGGUAUACAAGGCCUGCGUCUUAUCACUAUGUGUGUGUUAGCAUGUUUAACUCCCCUUAGUCUUUCUCUCAUGUCUAGUUAUCUCCCAAAAGUCCUCGCUGAUAUUGUUGCUCAGCAUACCAUGGCCAGUGUACAUCUUGCUGUCAGCCAGGUUUUAUAUUGCCAAAAACAUUCCCUUCUCAUCCAAUUUUCUACCAGAGUAGUGUUGUUGUAAUGCUGUUUAUCUUACAUGCCCCCUUCUUUUCGACCACUGAGCCAGAGGUGCAGCUGCUACGACCGUGCCCUGUCUGGUACAGUUGCCAUUUUAACUAAGUUAUUAUUUCUAUUAAUGAAUUUUAAGAACUGGUGGCAGAAGGUUGUAUAGUGUCGUGCCCUGCUCUUAGUGGCAACAUUUUUUUUGUAUACAGUAAAAAAUACGCCCAACGUUUUUCAUUUGUGAUCAAGGUUCUUAAGAGUGACCAUAUCGUCCAUCUAAAAGAUGGUUUGUGUAUUACUUUUUUAAUGCAUAUUUUUCUUUUGCGCUUUUGUACAGCAAAAGAUUUCAAUGUCCUGCAUGGGCUUGUAUACCAUGUAUACAUCCAUCUGGCUGUGCACAAGUCAUGUAAAUACCUAUUAUGUCUUGUUAUACUUAAAUAUAUUUUUUUUCUUGUCAAUGCUUCUAGGUAUUUAUUCCAAAUAAAACAUUUAGAAAUA